Messenger RNA from Centropristis striata (black sea bass), 2449 nucleotides. It is a transcript of the gene fus, whose product is annotated as FUS RNA binding protein. The transcript has 15 exons. Gene Ontology annotation, cellular component: nucleus. The record is from RefSeq and is a predicted model, not a curated record. Bases 86 to 1756 code for a protein of 556 amino acids. Gene Ontology annotation, biological process: regulation of DNA-templated transcription. Lineage: Eukaryota; Metazoa; Chordata; Actinopteri; Perciformes; Serranidae. Gene Ontology annotation, molecular function: transcription coregulator activity; RNA binding.
CCGUCCUCCUCCUCCUCGGCUCGGUCAACAACACACCGUGUGAUCCGCUCCACUGGAGGUUAACGGCCGCUUCUAGCUCGUCGAAAUGGCGUCUAACGACUAUUCCCAAACAUCUGGCCAGGGCUAUGGGUCCUAUGGUGGAGGUGGUGGAGGUGGUGGAGGUGGUGGUGCUAACCAUGGCUACGGUCAGUCUUCUGGACAGAGCUACAGCCAGCAGGGCUACGGAGGCUACAACCAGAGCUCUGACAGCAGCCCCGGCUCCUACAGCCAGGGAGGAUACGGCAGCUACGGGCAGUCCCAGUCAGGAUACAGUUCUCCACCCUCUAACCAGGGUGGCGGCGGCGGUGGCAGUGGUGGUGGUGGUGGUGGUGGAGGUGGUGGUGGUUAUAAUCAGUCCUACAGUCCUGGAGGCUAUAACAGCAGCAACCAGCCCUCCAGCAUGAGCUACAACCAGCAGUCAUCCUUCUCUGGGUACGGCCAGCAGCAGCCUCCUCCCUCGUCCUCUGCAGGAUAUGAAGGUAACUCGCAGGCUUCUGGCUACAACCAGCCGCCGAGCGUUGGACAGGGAGGAGGUGGUUACGGCAGCGGUGGAGGUCAGACUGGUGGCUACGGGGGCAGCAGCAGCAGCCACCAACAACCACCCCAACAUGGAGGAGGUCACUACAACCAGCCUCCGAGCUACAGCACCCCCCCUCCACAGAGCUACAGCCAGCAGAGCCAGUACGGCCAAGGUGGAGGAUACGGAGACGAAAGCCCUCCGAUGAGCGGAGGAGGUGGAGGAGGAGGAUACGGCAGUCCUGAUGGAGGCUACGGAGGUCAGGAUGGCCGAGGUGGCAGGGGGCGCGGGGGUGGAUUUGGAGGCCGCGGUGGUGGCGGAUAUGAUCGCGGUUUCGACCGAGGUGUUCGAGGUGGACCAAGAGGAAGAGGAGGCAUGGGAAUGGGCGAUCGUGGAGGAUUCAAUAAGUUUGGUGGACCAAGAGAGGCCGGUCAUGGACAUGGAGGACCAGGCUUCAUGCAGGACCAGGAUAACUCUGAUAAUAACACCAUCUUCGUACAAGGCCUGGGAGAUGACUACACUGUCGAGUCAGUGGCUGACUUCUUCAAGCAGAUUGGAAUCAUUAAGGUCAACAAGAAGACGGGUCUGCCCAUGAUCAACCUGUACACAGACAGAGAGACGGGGAAGCUUAAGGGGGAGGCCACGGUGUCCUUCGAUGACCCCCCCUCAGCCAAGGCUGCCAUCGACUGGUUUGAUGGUAAGGACUUCAAUGGAAAUCCCAUCAAGGUGUCUUUCGCCACACGCAGAGCUGACUUCGGAGGUCGAGGUGGCAUGAGGGGGGGCCGAGGACGAGGGGGGCCGAUGGGUCGUGGAGGAUUUGGAGGAGGUCGGGGUGGAGGUUUCCCUGGAGGUAACGGAGGCAACGGAGGAGGAGGAGGUGGAGGAGGAGGACAACAGAGAGCCGGAGACUGGAAGUGUUCAAACCCUAACUGUGGGAACCUGAACUUCUCGUGGCGUAACGAGUGUAACCAGUGCAAGGCCCCGAAGCCUGAGGACGCUGGAGGGAUGUCCCCGAUGGAUAGAGGAGGCUACGGAGGAGGAGAGCGCAGAGGGGGGUUUGAGCGGGGCGGCUUCAGGGGCCGGGGGGGGGACCGCGGGGGCUUCAGAGGGGGGCGGGGUGGCGAGCGCGGAGGAUACGGCCCCGGGAAGAUGGACGCAAGGGGCGACCACAGACAGGAGCGUCGGGGCCGUCCUUACUGAAGCUCACCCCUCACCUUUUCUAUCACUCUGUUCUCCUCCAUCCUUUUCACUGCGUGUAGAAAAUGUUUUCUGUGUUUGCUGUCGUUCAUGUGACUCGUCCGUCUGCUCAGAGAGCCUCAUUCAGAUAAAGGAUCGAUUUUCUCAGUGUCCAUGAAUGUUAUCAUUUAUCAGUCCUCAUUUUACCAGCCAACUGAACACGAGCUGUCAGACACGUUUAACAACAUUGUCAAACCCUCUGGUUAGGUUAGGUUAGAUUAGGUUAAGUUAGGUUAUAGUUGACAAAUUUCCAACGAACCUAAAUUAAACUUAAUCUGAUCUUGGGCCUUGGGCCAAGUGUCAACAUUAUUACUCUGGUAUCUUAUAACUAUAGUCACCUGUUAGUGGUUUGGUUGAAGUGUCCUCUGUGCUGAAAAGUGAGUUUUACUUAUCAUAUUACAUUAAGUUUUUGGGUAGGUGGGACUAUACUCAUAGGAAAAAAGUGUAGUUCCAUGUCUCCAAAGACUAAAUAUAUUAUUAGGAAACGGCUUUUUCUCAGGACACAACAUUUGUUAACGUGUUUCCUAAUUCUUCAGAAAUCCUGACUCAGAAUUUGUCUGCACCAGAUUUUCAGACUUUAGACGGAUCAGAACAAUUGUGGCAUUGUUUUUCUUAGGACACAAAAUGCACAUUAAGUGAUUAUUCUAAAUAUAAACU